GCGUUCAGAAGACAUCCGAUUUGGUGGAACCAGACCCCCACCCAUAGACUUAGACUUGGACCCUUCUCCCUUAUCUGGCCUCAAACCGAGGUGCAAGGGGUGGGUGAAUCGUGUGAGGUUACGUGUAGGCCACCAGUCUCACACUCCCGAACAGUAGGUGGCGGUGAUACAUCAUCAUAGACAUCGGUGCAAUGCUAUAACCUCAACAGAAAGAAGAAGAACACCACGCCAGACAAGACGACACGAGAAUAGUCAUUUGCAUGGCCACGCCAGUUUUUCUCUCACCACCUAACCCUCAUUGACACGUCUAAAAUGUCUUCUAAAUGUCAAUCAGAGUCAGAAAACGUUUUUGCUGGACGGGAGUCCAUGGUAAAAGAAGAACUAAACAAAAAGAUUAACGAACAGAAAAUUGUUGUUGAUGAGCUGUACAAUCUAAAGAAAAACAGGAAGGUAUACAGUCAACAGCCUAAUAGCAACAUAUUCUUCUUGGCAGACAGACGACAGUGUCUUUGUUCAUGCAAACAUGAACUGGACAACAUGAAGAAGGAACUAUUGGAUAUAUAGUCAACAUACUCUAGGAAGGAAUUUCAAAGGACAUCAUGUGUGGAAUUUGUUGUGUGGUUAGCUUGUCCCCUACCCAAAUUUUUGUUGAGAAGGAUAUU
Messenger RNA from Osmerus eperlanus (European smelt), 662 nucleotides. RefSeq names its product ASNSD1 upstream open reading frame protein-like. The transcript is spliced from 4 exons. Lineage: Eukaryota; Metazoa; Chordata; Actinopteri; Osmeriformes; Osmeridae. The record is from RefSeq and is a predicted model, not a curated record. Bases 313 to 564 code for a protein of 83 amino acids.